UCAACCUGUGGACAACCUCGCUGAAGUGAAACCGAAGAAAAUUGCAUCAUGUCCAAGUGGCUCAAAGCCUGAAGUCCUUGAAGUGCAACAGGAGAAACCACGCAUUUUAGGAAAUAAGCAUAAGGUCUCAUGGGGCAAAAAUUAUAUAACAAGUCAAAAGAACGCAAGGCCAAAAAAAUCAAAGUUGAGAAGGAUCAUGAUAUGCUUGAGAAUCCGCCGAGUUCUUUUUCUCUAUUAUGGGAUAAGUUUGGCAAAAAUUUUAAAGAAGUAAAUCAAAAUUCUGGUGUUAAUAAAAUGGCUGUUAAAGCAUGGAACUCCAUGAGUAAUGAAGAUAAACAACAUUAUUUGGAUAAAGCAGCUAAGCGCAAGGCAAAACAUGAGAAACUUAAGAAAAAAGGUACUAUGUUUAUCCCAAAUUUAAUUGAUUUUGUGUUAUUGAACUCAAUUUCUAAUAAUAUUCUUAUUGUAUGA
Medicago truncatula (barrel medic) is the source of this 471-nucleotide messenger RNA. Its product is annotated as high mobility group protein B3-like. The record is from RefSeq and is a predicted model, not a curated record. The transcript is spliced from 3 exons. Gene Ontology annotation, molecular function: DNA binding. Gene Ontology annotation, cellular component: nucleus. Bases 130 to 471 code for a protein of 113 amino acids. Gene Ontology annotation, biological process: polar nucleus fusion. Lineage: Eukaryota; Viridiplantae; Streptophyta; Magnoliopsida; Fabales; Fabaceae.